Molecule: messenger RNA, 2737 nt
Organism: Oryzias latipes (Japanese medaka)
Lineage: Eukaryota; Metazoa; Chordata; Actinopteri; Beloniformes; Adrianichthyidae
Gene: cacng6b
Product: calcium channel, voltage-dependent, gamma subunit 6b
Biological process (GO): regulation of calcium ion transmembrane transport via high voltage-gated calcium channel
Cellular component (GO): L-type voltage-gated calcium channel complex; membrane
Molecular function (GO): calcium channel regulator activity
Source: RefSeq, a predicted model, not a curated record
GAACGUCCACCCCCUCUACACCCACUUUCCAUAACUCUGAGCCUCCCGCCCCUUUUCGCUCUCACUGAUUCUCCCAUCAUCACUCUGUCCCUCUCUUAAGUUUCAGCCGUCUCUUUCUCCUGAAGUGAGCAGCACGCAGCCAACAGAGCAGUGGACGGAAAGCAGACCGACUCUCCUGGUCCUUUCCUUUGUCUCAUUCCAUCCUAUUAUCCAUUAGCAUAUCUCCCCCUUACCUCUGUGUGCAUCUAUUUAUAGUUCUUUUUGUCUAAUUUCAGUGUACAACCCACUUAUAUUUAAUUCUGACUGCUUUUGUUCAAUUCACUCACCCAGCAGAGCGCAGCUGAGCACACGGCAGCUGUGUCUCUCAACUUUGAACAUUAGCAGAGCAGAUCGCCGUGCAACAGCUCAACAUCCAUCGUCUGAACGCUGGUUUUGGAUUUUUUUCCUCCUCUGGUCUUUUCGCCUCGUUCCUCUGAUUACCACUGAGCCUGACCCAAUACUUUGGACAGUAUGUGGUCCAACUUCUUUGUGCAGCAGGAAGAUGAGGGACGCAUCGGGGUGGCGGGAGCUGGACAGGGUGGAGGUAUGGGAGGAAUGAAAGGUUUCAGAGGCCAAAGACGGACCAAUAAGAUGAGCGAUAGCCAGGAGGGCAAAAUCAAGCUGGCCUUCUUCGUGUCGAUUGUUGGGGUGACUCUGACGGUGUUGGGCAUGGGGACGGAGUUUUGGGUGGAACUGGCUCAGCCCAAAAAUUUCGUCGGCAACCAGACCUGCCAGAUGGCUCAUUAUGGCCUGUGGAAGGGCUGCAUCCGUACCCUGUGGGUGUCUGACAUAGACCCAGAGAGGACAAGCUGCGGCCCGGCUGACCUACCUGGAGAAUCCAACUGCACCUACUUCAAAUUCUUCACCUCUGGGGAGAAUGCAGUCAUUUUUAAGAAGACGACAAACAGAAAUCUAAAUCUGGCUGCAGCAAUUUUGGCACUUUUGAGUCUGACCAUGAUGGUGAUGGGCUCCAUCUGCAUUGUUAUGUCUCUCAGCAAAGGAGUUGCCUUCUUCCUCAAACCAGCUUCCUUUUGUUUCAUUUCAUCAGGGGUUCUGGUCUUUCUGUCAGUCCUUAUUUUCCACCAGUCUGUGCUGGCGCUGCUGGCCAGUGACCACUCAAUACCGCUUCAUCAUGAGCUGUCCUGGUCUGUGGCUUGUGUUGGCUCAGCAGGAACCAUCCUCAUUUUCGGAGGCUUCCUCUUCAUCCUUCUCUCCCUUCCUUUUAGUCCGUGGCAGAAGUGUUGGCCGCACAAGAACAGCACCACUUAGACUUUUAAUGCAACAUGUGCAGAUAAUAUUCCUAAUGUUCAAGAGCAAGCAAAAUACAGCACAAAAAUUAUGACAUCAUUGAGUUUGGGCUUGCUCUUGGCAGAUAAGUCAUAAUAGGUCUUAAUUAAGUUUAGGAAGAGUAAUGGAAAAGAAUUACAAAGUGCAGGAAGAACAGUAGAGAUUGAUUUUACCACAAUAUAUAUAUGUUUUUUAUUUUCAUGGCACUGUUGAUUCUUAAGCAAUGGAUGAAACCUAAGCCAUUUUCACAUAUAUAAAAAACAAUUCUAUUUAAACCUUGUUUUCAAUUCACCUUGAUGCUCCUGAGUGCUGCGUACACAACAUUUUUGGUUUGAAUUGUUGUGUAAGCAGAGCUGGUAACUAGUUCAGAGGUGAGUGCAUGUUGAAGACAUUUGUGACUUGAUGUUUUGUUUUUUUCUCUGAGCCUGUAAAUUGCUUUCCAUUCUCUCAUUGCAUUGAAUAUUGUGAUCUUGCAGCAGUUUAAGGCAUCAAAACAUCAUAAUGAAAUUUAGCCAUUAAAAUGUUCUUGGGUCAGUUCAACAAAAGACACAGUUUCAAUAGAUCAUGCUGGUGUUAAGAAGGUCCUACCCUUAUCAAAAAGGGAAAAACCUUCCUUUUAACGUUUUAAAAAGUAACCCAAUCGUAAAAGACUGUGUCUAGACAACUCCACCAGUUAUUUCCGUUUAUCAGGACAUCUAUGGGAAAUAGUAUUGAUCUGGCUGAGCUCUCUGCAGGAUAAAGUUAUUUUCAGUGCCUUUCGAUAACUGUUUCUAUCAAGAUGCUGAUAAAGAUACCACAACAGUUACAGCUCUUUUUGGCAUUGAAAUGUUGUGUUUGAUAGAGUUUGGUUAUUGUCUACAAUCCCUUUAAAAGUAUUUUAAAAGUUAAGAUAAAUGAUAUUGAAAAUGACUUUUUUUCCUUUUGCAUUGUUGGUCUAACCUCCUUUCUUCUAUAAAAAAUCAAAACCUCCAUUAAAAAGCUUCAACCUUUUCAGCGUAUAGCAGGCUGCAACAUCAUUUUAUGUCUUUCUUAAAACAUAAUAUUUAUGACAUAUAAAUUAAAACACUUACUUCCUGAAUUAAAUAUACUGUAACCACAUAUCUUUUCUAUGUGUUAUGCCUAAUUUUCUUGAUAUUUUUCUAAGCUGAAUUACCAUACAUAAAGCACCUGGGCAACAGUGAAAACUGCUGUGAAGAUAUUGAUCGGUAUGGAGGAGUUUGACUUACUUUUUUUUUUUUUUGUAUGUAUCAAAAGAGAAAAUUCUGUGAACUUUUAGAAACUUUGUACCUGAUCAACCAGAGGCUUUUGAUGUCCUUAUUUAUUUCUGUCUGCUGUGGUUGGUUCUGUUUUGUCUCGGUGUAUCAAAUGAAUGUAAAUUUAUGAAAAAAUAAAUGUUUUUGUUUAAUGGCUA